UGUUAAUUGACUGCAUGGAGUUCACUAUCUCCAAGAAGAUUUUCUCUCGUCGAUCCCUAAAAUUAAGAAGCCAAAUUUGGAAGGUGAACCGAAAGUUUAAAGUUAUGUUCAACUGAUUUUGUCUCUUUCAAUUGACAAAUCGUCAUUCAAUUCAAUGCACAACCAUAAGCAAUCAAUCCUUCGCAUGCAGACCUCCAUAGCCUCCAUUAAUGGGAGGGUUUUUGCUUCCCUCUCUUUGAACGUCAGAAAAUGGGUUAUGACGGCGAAAAAAUGGUGUUGGCUAUGUGUAGCGACAGGAACAUGGGAUCGGGGAUUACUAUUUGGGAUGUCAAAACAGGCCAAACUCUCCUUCACAUUCCCACUUGCGCUUCGCCUCCCUACGGUUUGAUUUGCUUGAGAAACGAGUUCCUUGUUGCUUCUCAGACUCGCAAGGAAGGGUCUGUUGGUGGUGGAUCUAUCUUCAUUUGGUCACUCAACAAGCCUCAGCCGCCCAUUAUGAGCUAUACAUUAGAGCCCAUUGGACCACUUGCCUCAACAAAGGACAGUGUAUAUCUUGCAGGCGGAACUCACUCAGGAAAUAUUCAUCUUUGGGAGGUUGGUAGUGGUAAAUUGCUCAAGAUUUGGAGUGGUCAACGUAAACCUAUAAAAUGCGUUCUAUUUUCUUGGGACGAUUCGUUUCUCAUUACUGGUUCAGCUGACGGAAUGAUUUGUGUCUGGUCCAUGAUUGGUUUGCUGGAUGUGGAACUUGUGGGAAAUUCACAACCAAUAUUGUAUUGUCUCAUGGAACAUAACUCAUCUUUAACUGGUCUACUCACCAUGUCUGGCUGCUCGAUGUCAAUAAUCAUUUCAAGCUCCCUCAAUGGCAGUUUAAAGUUUUGGGAUUUAAUGUCUGGAAUGAUUAGGGGAACUCAAGCUCAUACAGAGGGGAUCACUGCAAUUGUUCUUCAUCCAACUGAGCAACUUCUGUUCUCUGGGACCGCUGACGGGCGAAUUUUUGCUAGCAGGCUUGCAUUUGGAUUGGAUAACUGCAUUACCAUUAAAGAAAACCAAUUACUUGCACCAAAAGGACACAAAGGAGCUAUUACUGCUCUGGCCUUCAGUCAGAUGGAUCUAAUUUCUGCAUCCGAGGAUUGUACUAUCUGCAAAUGGGACAUCAGCGGUCAGAGAAUCAUACAGAAGCUCGACCAUAAGAAAGGGAGAAUAACCAAUUUAUUAGCAGUUCCACGGUCGUCCUUGAUCUCCACAUCAAAUCGUAAGAGAGUCUUGAAUCAAUUCUCCAUGUCCUCACUCGACAAGUAUCCUCAGCCGGCUAACUUGUUGAAGAGCACAAUACCUCUCUUUCCCUCCCUCCAACCCCUCCGGGAGAAUCUGAAUUCCAUCGGAUUCACAAGUACUGGCUCAUUGAAUCAGCAAAUACUUGAUACGAAGACAGAAGGGACAUCGGCAGCAAUACAGAUGAAAGUAGAAACAAGCUUAGAAAGGCGAGUAUGGGCUUCCAAAAUGACGAAGCAAGUGAUGGACAUGAACAACCAUCUUCAAUCACGGUUACUAGACAUGAUGCGGAUUCGAUUGUUCGGGCCUACAAAAAUUAGCUCGUCCUCGAAGAAACGAAAAGAUGAAAGAGAUCGAGUUGCAAGGACGAGGGAGAAGCGUCCAUUGUCAUUCCAUUAAUCUGUGGAAGAUUUGGUGGACCAACUGAAAGUGAUAUAUUAUCUAUAGAUCUUUAAAAUGUUUGCAAACUUGAACAUGGUUCAUCCGAUUAAGAUAAAUAUUUCAACUUAAUUUUAAGGAAGGCUACAUCAUUAGUACUGGACAUGUCAAGUAAGGACUUUUUUUUUUUUCUUUUUACCUUCUUUCUGGAUUAAUUUGAAGAGCCAUUUUUUUCCAUGGGAUGUAGACUUGGAUGCCUGAAAUUGGAAACAUUGAGAGAGCUAUAUGUUCAUCUUAGAAUUACAUAUUGUUUCAAUAUCGGUCCUAUCAACCUAAUCCUAGUUUAAUAUUCUAUUUUUAUAUUAA
This is a messenger RNA of Benincasa hispida (wax gourd), 2016 nucleotides long. Its product is annotated as protein ROOT INITIATION DEFECTIVE 3-like. Gene Ontology annotation, molecular function: protein binding. NCBI's taxonomy places the organism in Eukaryota, Viridiplantae, Streptophyta, Magnoliopsida, Cucurbitales, Cucurbitaceae. The record is from RefSeq and is a predicted model, not a curated record. Gene Ontology annotation, biological process: DNA-templated DNA replication; rRNA processing. Gene Ontology annotation, cellular component: nuclear pre-replicative complex; rixosome complex.